UUUUGUUGCAGUUCAGAAUGGCUUGGCAUCAGCUCCACCCUCUGACACUUUAUCAAGGGGCUGCUUUCCCCUUUGCACUUCUGUUUAACUAUCUGUGCUCCAUGGACUCAUUUUCUACUCACGCCAGGUACCUCUUUCUCUUGACUGGAGGGCACCUUUUGGCCUUGGCUGCCAUGGGUCCCUGCGCAGUGCUUGUCUUCAUCCCUGCUCUCUGCGCUGUGGUUCUGAUCCACUCCCUCGACCCAAAGGAAGUUCACCGGCAGACUUUCUGCUUUCAGAUGAGUUGGCAGACACUGUGUCACCUAGGUCUACACUACACGGAGUAUUAUCUUCAAGAGCCUCCUUCCCCAAGGUUCUGCAUCAUGCUCUCUGCGCUCAUGCUCUUGACGCAGAGGGUCACGUCCCUCUCUCUGGAUGUUUGUGAAGGGAAAGUCGAAGCAGCUUCAAGAAGCAGCAGGACCCAGAGCUCUUUGUCUGAGCACCUGCGCCAGUCACUGCCCUAUUUCAGCUACUUGCUCUUUUUCCCUGCCCUCCUGGGAGGCCCUCUUUGUUCCUUCAAGAGAUUUCAUGCUCGAGUUCAAAGGUCCAGGCCUAUGUGCCCAAGACAGUGUUUCUGGACUCUGGCCUGGCGGGGUCUGCAGAUUCUGGGACUAGAGUGCCUGAAAACAGCCCUGCAGGGGGCGGUCAGUGCAGGAGCGGGCGUGAGGGAUUGCCAGCAACUGGGGUGCAUCUAUGUCAUGUGGUCCACAGCCGGCCUCUUCAAACUCACCUACUACUCCCACUGGGCCCUGGAUGACUCCCUCCUCCAUGCAGCAGGCUUUGGGUUGGAGUUGGGUUGGAGCGAUGGUGAGGACCCCGUCCCCGAUGCAGACAUAUGGACCCUGGAGACAACUCACAGGAUAUCCCUGUUCACCAGACAGUGGAACCACAGCACGGCUCGCUGGCUCCGUCGGCUCAUAUUCCAGCGCGGCCGGGCCUGGCCCCUGGCACAGACAUUUGCCUUCUCCGCCUGGUGGCAUGGCCUCCACCCAGGGCAGGUGUUUGGUUUCUUCUGCUGGGCCGUGAUGGUGAAAGCUGACUACCUGAUUCACACCUUUGCCGAUCUGUGGAUCAGGUCCCGGCCCAUGAGGCUGCUUUACAGAACUCUCACCUGGGCCCACACCCAGCUCGCCAUCGCCUAUGUCAUGCUGGCCGUGGAGGUGCGGAGCCUCUCCUCGCUCUGGCUGCUCUGUUGUUCUUACAAUAGCGUCUUUCCCACGGUGUCUUGUAUUUUGGUGCUUCUGUUAUCAGGGAGGAAGCACAAAUGGAACUGACAUCUUUCCCUGACCCUCAGCGUACACAUCCAUCCUUCCCUGGGCAGGUAGGGCAGUGUCUGAGUGCACCUGUAGUUUCCCCUUUUUAUAAGGAAACAAGAGUUUGGAAAGUCUCCAGGACACCAUUUUGACCCCCAGUGGUCCUGCCCCCCUCCCCAAUCUGGAUAAUGUGGUUGUCUUUGUCUUGCCCUGGUCCUGUUUAAGAUGAUAAUAGGCUCUUUUAAAAAAAAAAAGCCCUGAUGGGCAUGUCUAUGCUUGACCUUUGUAUAAUGUAUCUAUUUCUAAUGUGGAUAUUAUGACAGAUUGCAUUAUAUCCCCCCAAAUAUAUGUUGAAGUCCUGACCCCGUGUUUUCCAAAGUAGGCAGUUUCAGCCCCGGGUAGCGCUGCAAUGAUGCCGGCGGGCAGCUGCAGAAGCAGACACCUAUAUUCUAUCCUGGAUUGUGGGACAUAAUUCAAACGUUUUUCAUUGCCAAGGGGACAUGCUGAGUAAUUGUUUUUCUGUUUGUUUGUUUUUCUUAAAAGGGGGCAACUGGCCAAAUAUAUUUCGGAACCUAGGUCCUAGCCUGAUGUUGAAGUUAUUUGGGAGCAGGGUCCUUGCAGACGACAAGCGAACAUGAGGUCUUAUUGGGGUGGGCGUGGCUCUAAUCCCAUGUAAGUGGUGUCCUUAUGAAAAAGUGAAAACACAAAUGACACUGAAAAGCCACACAGAGAAGAACACCUGGUCAUGAGGGACUUCGAGGUUGGAGUGACGCUGCCAUCAGACCAGGGGCUCUCCCAGUAGAGACAGCAGAGGAUCUUCAGAGCCCUGUCAACAUUCUGAGCGCUGACUUCUAGCCUCCGGAACUGUGAGAACACAUUGCUGUUGUUUGAGGCCCCAAUGUGACAGCGUGGCCAGAAUGGAAGCUGCAGUAACUUCUAGAACCGAGCCUCAGAAGUGAUAUAUCCCUGCUGCCGUGGGAGCUCGUUCACGCAGACCAACGCUGUUCAAAGGGGGAGGCAAAUGACUGCACAGGAGUAUGAAAACCAAGAAGUGAGGAUGAGGGGUAUCUUGUAAGCUGUCUGUCACAUUGGCUUUGGUAGUUUUUAUUUUAUUAGGUAUUGGUGGAAGAAAAUGCAUUAACCUGACUUCAUUCUUCUGUA
Messenger RNA from Echinops telfairi (small Madagascar hedgehog), 2453 nucleotides. RefSeq names its product membrane bound O-acyltransferase domain containing 4 (gene MBOAT4). Gene Ontology annotation, biological process: peptidyl-serine octanoylation; lipid modification. The coding region runs from base 18 to 1313 and encodes 431 amino acids. NCBI's taxonomy places the organism in Eukaryota, Metazoa, Chordata, Mammalia, Afrosoricida, Tenrecidae. The transcript has 3 exons. The record is from RefSeq and is a predicted model, not a curated record. Gene Ontology annotation, cellular component: endoplasmic reticulum membrane. Gene Ontology annotation, molecular function: serine O-acyltransferase activity.